ACGCCCUCGCUGACCCCCAACAGAUAUCGAGCUUAACUUUUACGGCACAUGCUGCACCCUUCUUUUCGCAGAAGUGACCUAAACCCAAGUUUACAUUUGAUUCUAUUCCACCCAGUGUCGGGUAUUAGCCUACACUUACGGGAAGUGUGAUGAAGGAGCAGUUACUUUGUUGAGAUUGGAUACUAGACGCGGUAGUAGCCAAGUUACAGUAUUUAUUGAGGGAAGCUCAUGGCGGCUGUGAGUGUGAGUAGCGGUAGUAGUGACACAUCUAGCACCGGCGAAGAGGAGAGGAUGAGGCGGUUGUUUCUGACUUGCGACGGCGACGGUGAUGGAUACAUCAACAGGAAUGACCUGCUGAUGGUGUGCAGACAGCUAAACAUGGAGGAGUCUGUGGCAGAGAUCAUGGGCCAGCUGGGAGCGGAUGAGCGAGGCAAGAUCUCCUUCGAGGACUUCACCCGCUGCCGCAUGCAGCUGGUCAACGAGAUCCGCAAGGAAGAGGGCGAGCUCUCCCAACGCUCUCAGGACUCUGAAACUAGGAAGCUCAGGGAACACAUCACCUCUUGGCCAAUCAGCAGCGAGAACAGCCUGGGGGCCCUGUCAGGGGCCAGAGAGAGCUGGCAGUACGACUCUGGGGCCAGGGACCUCCAGAGUCCAGACAUCCAGCCUCGGCAAACACAGACCCAGCAGCAGCCAGCCAUCCUCCAGAAGGUCCUGGAACCGCCUGGGACUGUCCUAGAACAGCAGGCUGCUCUUCAUAUGCUCCUGUCCCAGACCAGCGCCCGCUGUGCCCCCCUGGGGGGAAAUUACCUGGAGCUGGCCAACACACUCCAGCUGACAGCCCUGGCCUCGUGGAAGGGGGAUGUGGUGGAGCUGAACAAGCGGCUGGUGCAGACGGAGAGAGAAAGAGAGCUGCUAGAGAAGAGACUGGCCAAAGCACAGUGUGAGCAGUCCUAUCUGAUGCGGGAGCAUGAGGACGUUCAGGAGCGGACCACCCUACGAUACGAGGAGAGGAUCACAGAGCUACACAGUAUCAUCGCUGAGCUCAACAAGAAGAUCGACCUGCUACAAGGCACUACCAUCAGGGAGGAGGAUGAGUUUUCGGAGCUGCGUUCAGAGCUCAGCCACAGCCAGCACGAGGUCAACGAGGACGGACGCAGCCUCGACCAGGACGUGGCCUCCGUCUCACUGGCUGAAAACCACUCCACCCUGGCGAGCGCCAACAUGGACAACUGCAGUGACCUGAACUCAGAGCUGCAGCGGGUUCUGACGGGGUUGGAGAGCGUGCUGUGUGGGAGGAAGAAGAGCACAUGCAGCCUGUCUGUGGCCGAGGUCGACCGCCACAUAGAGCAGCUGACCACCGCCAGCCAACACUGUGACCUUGCCAUCAAGACGGUGGAGGAGAUCGAGGGGGCCUUGGGCCGGGACUUCUACCCCAGCCUGUCGGAGGAGCGUAUGCACUGGCAGAAGGAGCUGUCCGGCCUGAGGGAAGAGAACGAGAGCCUGACGGCCAUGCUGUGCUCCAAGGAGGAGGACCUAAACCGCACUAAGGCCACCAUGAACGCCAUCCGGGAGGAACGUGACCGCUUGAGACGACGGGUGCGAGAGCUGCAGACGCGUCUCCAGAGCUCCCAGCCUGCAGGCCUGUCCAGCCCCGGGCGUCUCACCCCCACCUCCCGUCCAAUCAACCCCAGCACUGGGGAACUCAGCACCAGCAGCAGCAGUAACGAUAUACCUGUGGCCAAGGUGGCGGAGCGGGUGAAACUGUCUAAAACCAGGUCGGAGUCUUCCUCCACCGAGAGACCUGUUCUGGGAUCAGAGAUCAGCAGCAUCGGGGUGUCCAGUAAUGUGGCGGAGCACUUGGCACACUCCCUCCAGGACUGCUCCAACAUUCAGGAGAUCUUCCAGACCCUCUACUCCCACGGAUCAGCCAUCUCUGAGAACAAGAUCAGGGAGUUUGAGGUGGAGACGGAGAGACUUAACAGCCGCAUCGAGCACCUGAAGUCUCAGAAUGACCUCUUGACCAUCACGUUGGAGGAGUGUAAGGGCAACGCCGAGAGGAUGAGCAUGCUGGUGGGCAAAUACGAGUCCAACGCCACCGCCCUACGACUGGCACUGCAGUACAGUGAACAGUGUAUAGAGGCCUAUGAGCUGCUGUUGACGCUGGCGGAGAGUGAACAGAGUCUGGUACUGGGCCAGUUCAGAGCUGCCGGAGUGGGCGACGUAGGCGAGAAGUUGGGAGAGGAGAGCAUCACUCAAAUCCUGAAGAGGGCCCAUGACUGCAGGAAGACAGCAGAGAAUGCAGCCAAGGAUCUUCUGGGCAGGCUGGACGGUAGCUGUGGAGCCGCAUUCGCUGUGACUGGCUGCAGUGUUCAACCAUGGGAGAGCCUGUCCUCCAAUAGUCACACUAGCACCACCAGUUCCACGACCAGCUCGUGCGACACAGACUUCUCCAAGGAGGACGAACAGCGACUGAAAGACUACGUGCAGCAGCUAAAGAAUGACCGUGCGGCAGUCAAGCUGACCAUGCUGGAGCUAGAGAGCGUUCACGUCGACCCCCUCAGCCUUGAGGUCAAGCCCCGGGGAGACACGCACCGUCUGGACCUGGAGAACGCUGUGCUGAUGCAGGAGCUCAUGGCCAUGAAGGAGGAGAUGGCGGAGUUGAAGGCCCAGCUCUACCUGCUGGAGAAGGAGAAGAAGGCGGUGGAGCUGCGGCUGAGCACGCGGGAGGCCCAGGAGCAGGCCUACCUGGUGCACAUCGAGCACCUCAAGGCCGAGGUGGAGGAGCAGCAGGAGCAGCGCAGGAGAUCCCUCAGCUCCACUGGGAGUAGUAGUAAAGACAAGAGCCAAGCCGCUAAGGAUUGUGGAGACUCUCCGGCCAUCAGCGUAUCAGACCUGAGGACACUGAAUGAUAGCGACCUGGCAGCAGAGCUCACCAACGCACUGAGACGGGAGAAGAAGCUAAAGGGGCGUGUCCAGGAGCUAGUGGCAGCCCUGGAAAGACUAACCAAGAGUAGCGAGGUCCGCCACCAGCAGAGUGCCGAGUUCGUCAACGAUCUGAAACGGGCAAACAGUAACCUGGUGGCUGCGUAUGAGAAGGCCAAGAAGAAGCACCAGGGCAAGCUGAAAAAGCUGGAGGCUCAGAUGAUGGCCAUGGUGGAGCGCCACGAGACCCACGUCCGCAUGCUCAAACAACGCAUCGCCCUGCUGGAGGAGGAAAACUCACGGCCACACACCAACGAGACCUCCCUAUGAGAACUGAUGAGACGUCCCUAUCAGAACUCACGAGGCAUCACUAUGAGAACUCACCAGACGUCGCUUCAGAAACUCACCAGACGUCGCUAUGAGAACUCACCAGACGUCGCUAUGAGAACUCACCAGACGUCGCUAUGAGAACUCACCAGACGUCGCUAUGAGAACUCACCAGACAUCGCUUCAGAAACUCACCAGACGUCGCUAUGAGAACUCACCAGACGUCGCUAUGAGAAACUCACCAGACGUCGCUAUGAGAACUCACCAGACGUCGCUUCAGAAACUCACCAGACGUCGCUAUGAGAACUCACCAGACAUCGCUUCAGAAACUCACCAGACGUCGCUAUGAGAACUCACCAGACAUCGCUUCAGAAACUCACCAGACUUCGCUAUGAGAACUCACCAGAACUCACAAUGAGAGACAUCACUGUGAGAACUUGCAGCCAAAACUCACAGCGCCACACCAACAGGACCUCCGGGUGAGCAACGCUAGGAGACUUCAUGUCUGGGGAGGACACUCUGCGGUGAUAGCUGCAAGUUCAUUGGCCAGCAGAUGGACAGGUAAAACUGCCAGGACCAAUUGGAGUUGACACUACAAAUGACAGCUAUCAAUCAUCUCUGCAGAACGACACAUUAUUUUUUACCACAGAAACCGGUACAGGAAAAGUGUCAUUUUAUAUUUUUUGAGAGGAGCACUAUAAGUAAGCAAUAAGGCACCUCGGGGGUUUGUGGAAUUUGGCCAAGCAUCGUGGAGUGCCUGGACACAGCCCAUAGACAUGGCAUAUUGGCUAUAUACCACAAACCCCUGAGGUGCCUUAUUGCUAUUAUAAACUGGUUGCCAACGUAAUUAGAGCUGUAAAAAUAAAUGUUUUGAUAUACCACGGCUGUCAGCCAAUCAGCAUUCAGGGCUCUAACCACCCAGUAUAUAAUAUAAACUAACUAUCUUUACUGGCAAAUUAUUAACUAUUAUCUCCCAGUUUAUUUCAAAUGUUAGCUUUGAUUUGGGUUUGACUGCAAAUUAUUUUGAAAGUAUUUUUUAUCAAUGUUGCCAUUUAGAGUUAUUCCAUUUUGUUGCCAUCUAGAACUAUUUCUGGUGAUUCCCUUUUAAGGAAUACCUUUCUUUCAGCUCUACUUAACAACUUCCCAGUUUUCAGUCUACAAAGUACACUCUGCCAUAGUGAAGACUUACUGAACACAAGGGCUCUAUUCACUCACACGUGGGUUUGAUGUCUGGAUAUCUUAAAAACAGUAUUAUUCUUGCACUGUUAGAAUGCAUUUUUUUUUAAAUUCAGUCAGUGUAAAAUCAAAAUAAACGCAACCGCAUUUUACUUAACCCCGCACAGGUAAAAUGUGUGUAUUUCACGUAACCGGCAAACCUGCUUCCAAGGUUUGAUUGGAUAGGGCCCUAGGUCAAUACUUCAAAGUGCGCAAAAUGUCCUUCCAAUAUGAAUGGCAGUGUUUCAGGUUCAGCCUUCAACUAUACAGCAGUGAAUCGCAAGAGACUAGUAGGUGUGUGCACAUGGAGGGGAGAUGACAAUAGGGGUGUGUGUAUGUGAGGAGAGAGAAAAGGGUAGAGUGUAUAAGAAUGUUUAAAGCAGAGAUCCAAGAUUAUUCAUUUUGUCAUCCCCUUCAUGAACACAGAUUUGUUGCACACACACAAACAUCCUCUCCGGCCAAAGCACUUUUCACUUCCCGCUGGACAAUAACACCACAUUGCCUUGUUGAGGACAACCCGGACCUCCAAUGUUAACCAAUGGCUCUCGGUCGCUCUUUCGACCUCGACGAGGGAACCACAUACUUACUAUUCUAUAGCAAUCUGAGAUGCUGCAUUCUCACUACCUGACUGCUGUUGCGUUCAACAUCACUACCGUUGCUAGUUACUAUAAAUCGGCUUAAACCGGGAGCCUGGCACCCAGGUGACACCCAUGUUUCUAGAUAACCAUCAGUAGCCUGGUAUACAGAUGUUUUGAUUAGGCAGGGGUGGAUCAAUUCCAUCUAAUUCAUUUCAUUUGGAAAAUUGUCAUUGGCAAUAUUUUGCUUCAAUUCACGAACCAAUUUUCCAUUUAAUUCCUGAGUUUGAUUGUAUUAACCCCAGUCCUGCUGUUUGGUAAGAGUCACUGCUAAAGCAAGCACUGGUGUGUAGACAAGUAUAGGAGUGAUGUCAUUUCCUCUCAAUAAACUGUCAUAGUUAUGACUUAUCUCACAAAUCCAGUCAGUACCUGUAUUCUGUUUCUGUCGUGCUUCUCGGACAUACAACGCAAGUGAAUUUGGAGCGUACUCCAGUGGAGUGGUUGGUCUCAUCUUCUGUUCUGUGAAUGAGACAAGGGUUAGCGGGGUGGGCAAAGUUAGGGGGUUGGGGGUAAGGAAGGUGGGUUGGCAAACUAAUGACCUUAUUUGCACAGAUCUGUUUUGGAAUCAAAUCUUGGCAAUCGUUGUUUUGUUGAUUUUUAAGAGGUUGUAUUUGUUUAUAUAAUAAAGUAAUAAACCAAUUUAAAUAAAUGCUAA
Salmo salar (Atlantic salmon) is the source of this 5754-nucleotide messenger RNA. Its product is annotated as colorectal mutant cancer protein. Lineage: Eukaryota; Metazoa; Chordata; Actinopteri; Salmoniformes; Salmonidae. The record is from RefSeq and is a predicted model, not a curated record. Gene Ontology annotation, molecular function: calcium ion binding.